Messenger RNA from Suillus clintonianus, 180 nucleotides. RefSeq lists its product as uncharacterized. Lineage: Eukaryota; Fungi; Basidiomycota; Agaricomycetes; Boletales; Suillaceae. The record is from RefSeq and is a predicted model, not a curated record. The annotation marks the transcript as partial. Gene Ontology annotation, cellular component: U12-type spliceosomal complex; catalytic step 2 spliceosome; U2-type prespliceosome. Gene Ontology annotation, molecular function: mRNA binding. Gene Ontology annotation, biological process: spliceosomal complex assembly. The transcript has a single exon.
AUGAUUUCCACUAUGCGUCCUGACAUUGACCAUGCUGACGAGUACGUCCGUAACACCACCGCUCGUGCAUUCUCUGUCGUUGCUUCCGCACUCGGUAUCCCCUUCCUCCUGCCGUUCCUCAAGGCCGUAUGUCGCAGUAAGAAAUCGUGGCAGGCACGUCAUACUGGUAUCCGCAUCGUG